This is a messenger RNA of Linepithema humile (Argentine ant), 1075 nucleotides long. RefSeq names its product odorant receptor 22c-like. Gene Ontology annotation, cellular component: plasma membrane. The record is from RefSeq and is a predicted model, not a curated record. Gene Ontology annotation, molecular function: odorant binding; olfactory receptor activity. Gene Ontology annotation, biological process: sensory perception of smell; detection of chemical stimulus involved in sensory perception of smell. NCBI's taxonomy places the organism in Eukaryota, Metazoa, Arthropoda, Insecta, Hymenoptera, Formicidae.
AUGAUAUACACAAUCUGUAAGCGCAGCGAUGACAUACUUCUCGUGAUGAAAGUGGGAUGUCAGUUAAGCGUUAGCGCGCAAAUUCCAUUGCAGAUGUUACUCUUUGCAAUGCAGAACAAACGUUUACAGAGUAUUACUUCGAUAAUGGAAGAUUAUUACCGUCAAGCAUUAAAGUAUGAAAGAGAAAUUUUUCAAAAAUAUAUUGACAAAUGCAAACUGCUGUAUGGUGGCAUUCUAAGCUGGCUGAUGAUGACAGGUAUCAGUGUGGCGAUAGGACCCUUGUUCCUGCCGCAACCGUUUCCGGGUGAGGCAGAAUAUCCAUUUGACGCGCAAUAUCAACCCGUAAAAAGCAUCAUUUACGCGCAUCAUCUAUUGCUCAUUUAUCAGAGCGUGACGCAAGUGGGCGCCAAUACCUUCGCUGCACUUUUACUUUGGUUUGUAGCUGCCAGAUUUGACAUUCUGUCCGUCCGAAUUCGCAUGAUAACGAAUAUAAAGCAGCUGGUAAAAUGCACGCACGAACACAAUAUGUUACUCAGAUUUGCAAAAGAAGUGACGUACGCAAUUCGUUAUGUAGCAUUAUUAUGCGUAACUUUUAGUACCGGUGGUGUAAUAUUUGGUUGUCUAACUUUUAUGAGUCGUCAGCCAUGGUCAGUAAAAUGGACGUUCCUUAUGAUAGCUUUCUGCUCUUUUGUGGAACUCUAUAUGUUUGCUUGGCCAGCUGAUAAUGUAAUAAAUACGAGUAAUGACGUUGCAUCCGCUGCCUAUGAUUCAUUAUGGUACAAUAAUAACGUAGCCAUGCAGAAAAUUUUAAUUUAUGUCAUACUGAGGAGUCAACGUUCAGUCACUAUUUCCAUUCCACUCGCGUUACCGAAUUUAUCCAUGAAUUAUUACGCGUCGUAUAUUUCAACAGUUUUUUCGUACAUGGCAUUUGUGCGUAUUAUAAUGGGUGAAGAGUAAAAAGAAGAAUUAGAUUAAAAGAUAAAAAAACUAUUAUUUUCGUAAAACGGAACUGUAUAGUUGUAAUAAAAAAGCGGGAAAAGAAACCUGCUAUCUCAUUUCUAUCUUUCUACGAGAU